Messenger RNA from Plenodomus lingam JN3, 2487 nucleotides. RefSeq lists its product as uncharacterized. Gene Ontology annotation, biological process: polyphosphate catabolic process. Gene Ontology annotation, cellular component: membrane; fungal-type vacuole. Lineage: Eukaryota; Fungi; Ascomycota; Dothideomycetes; Pleosporales; Leptosphaeriaceae. The record is from RefSeq and is a predicted model, not a curated record. Gene Ontology annotation, molecular function: endopolyphosphatase activity; exopolyphosphatase activity; phosphoric diester hydrolase activity.
AUGACGUCCAAUGACAAGGGUUUCAAAGGGAUCGUGCCCACAACGAGUGGCUCCCUAACGCUUCUUCUGGCUCGUUCGGUGUGCGCCAGCGCCAUCAAGGUGUCUGCCUCUGUGAAACUGACAAUAAAUAAAACCGAAGCCGCUUCUUUCUCUACUGGUGCUGCUGCUGCUGCACCGCAGAGUGCGCUGAUCUGCGGGCUGCUGCUUUGGGGCAGCCGCACAACAGCAGCUCCAUCUGUCGCUGGCGCAGAAGAUGGACAUGCAGGAGAGCGGGGGAUCAGUGGCGACCGUUCAGACUUCCGCGGAAGCAGCACGACGAGCUCUGGACGACGACUAACGGGGAGAUUCCUUCACAUUACGGAUUUCCAUCCAGACCCCUUUUACAAGACGUACUCGAGUACGACGUCGGAGGCGGCAUGCCAUCGCAAACAUGGCCCAGCGGGCAUCUACGGCGCAGAGACAUCGGGCUGCGACUCGCCCUUUGCCCUCGUCAAUCAGACGUUCAAGUGGAUAGAGGAGAACAUCAAGGACGAUAUCGAUUUUGUCAUAUGGACAGGUGACUCGGCCCGGCACGACAACGACGAGAACAUACCAAGGACGCAGAAGCAGAUUAUACAGCAGAAUGAGUUCAUGGUGUCCAAGUUUGCAGAGGUCUUUGGGCACAGAGACCAUCACAACCGGCCCACACAUGAAUUCAUCAUACCUAUCGUCCCGACGUUUGGCAACAACGAUAUCAUGCCGCACAAUAUCUUCCUCAGCGGACCAAACAAGUGGACGACGAAGUAUCUGGAUAUAUGGCGGAGAUUUAUACCCGAGGUGCAGAGGCAUCAAUUCCAACAGGGAGGCUGGUUCUCGGUCGAAGUUAUACCCGGCAAACUUGCGGUCGUCAGCUUGAACACCAUGUACUUCUUCACCUCGAACUCUGGCGUCGACGGCUGCGCAAAUAAACGCGAACCCGGCUACGAGCACAUGGAAUGGUUGCGCGUCCAACUCCAAGAGUUUCGGGAACGCAACAUCAAGGUCAUGCUAAUAGGCCAUGUCCCGCCGGCAAGAGUCGACAGCAAAGAGAGCUGGGAUGAGACUUGUUGGCAAAAAUACACGCUGUGGAUUCGACAGUUUCGUGAUAUCAUUGUGGGGAGUUUAUACGGGCACAUGAACAUCGACCACUUCAUGCUGCAGGACUUUGAGGACAUCAAAAAAGAUGCCAAAAGAGGUAGGAUGGCUACGAGCGAGGUGAGAUCGAAUUCUGAGGACGAGAUGAGGCUGCUGGAGGAUGGCGAGGUCACAGUCGCUUCUGCAUCGGACUAUUUGAUCGAUUUGAAGCAAGCUUGGGCACAGCUUCCUGCGCCGCCUGCGAAAUCGAACAAGAGGUCGUACUCGAGUGCGCUUGAUGAGGAAGAGGAGGAUGGAGAAGAGGCGUCGGUAUGGGAUUGGCUCGAGUCAAAGCUGCACAAACGAAAGAAAGAUAACCCAGCCAGAGAUAGCCGGAAGCGGGAGUACCUGGACAAGAUUGGAGGCAAAUACGCUGAGCGAUUUGCGGUAUCGCAUGUCUCACCCAGCGUGGUACCAAAUUACUUCCCCACGCUGCGCAUCAUCGAGUACAAUAUUUCAGGUCUAGAGGAUCUUGAGGUCUCUACUGCGCAAACCUCAUCCUCACCCUUCAACUUUAUUUCCGGACAGCCUGAACUUACCGACGAUGAGUUUUCCAAUGACGAAGCGUAUUCACAAGAAGUCGAGACCGUUGUCAAACGCAAGAAAAAGCACAAGGGUAGAAAGAAGAAGGGACCACGCAAGUACAAAUUCCGCGUUCCUGAUGGACCCUCAAAAUCUGCACCGCCUGGUCCAGCAUACUCCCCCCAGUCACUCACGUGGACAAGAUGUGUGCAAUACUUUGCCAACUUGACGCACAUCAACAAUGACUUUGUGGACCCGCAACAUCGUCUGCUUCAUACAACGACUUCUGAUUUCUCAAAUAAUGAUAACAGUCCGCAUACGAUAUUUGGCCUACAAGUCAGUUCAGAUGGUCAAUUAGAACAAAAGAAAUGGAAGGAAGGGAAGCACGGAAAACACCAAGGCAAACGACCGAAAGAGGAACCACAUCCAAAUGAGUUUAUAUUUGAAGUCGAAUAUGACACGCAAAAGGACAAAGGUUUCAAGGAUCUGACCGUAAGAAGAUGGGUCGAGUAUGCGAGAAGGAUCGGGCAAGAUGGAAGUAAGAAGUCCAGUGUCGCAGAAAUCGACUUGGAGGACAGCGGAGCAGGAGAGGACGAAAAUCUGGAUGAAACCUUCGAGGUCGAAGGUGGCAAGAGACAUAAGAAACACAGAAAACACAAGCACAAGAAGAAGAAGGGCAAGAUGCACGCAUCCAAGGAGUGGUUCACCUUUGUCAAAAGGGCGUUUGUGGGCACCAUGGAUCCAAAGGACAUUGAAGCCCUCUUUGGGGCAGAAGCACUCGAAGCGGAGCAGCAGGAGAUUAUGGAGCUAUGA